AUGCGGCCCAGUGUAGCAAACCGCAGCAGCACAACCAACACACCUGGCAUGUCUCUACCCUGGUGGUGGCUUACCUGGCAGUAUUAUGAGGAUACGAUCAUAAUCCGCAAUCCAACCGGCGAGCUUCGUUGGGAAGAUGGCGAAUGGCAUCAUAGCGACUAUCCACCUCAUGAUCUUGGUCGCCACUAUUUCCCUUAUGAGCGGCCAGGUCCAGCUCCUUCGGCCGAGAAUGUUCAGAUCGGAGGAUUCGGGUCGUGGCCUGAGGAUCCCCGUCCGGUUCAAAACCAUCUGAGAAGGAUCAUGUCUGAGUUACCCCCUUUGGCAGCCGAAUGCCAGCGAAUUAGUUUUGCUCGCUGGCCUCGAACCGCCAAUCUCUCUGACCCGAAAGGCCCGAUACAAAAAGAGCAGGUUGAUCGCUUUCGCGGCGGGAUGUUGCCACCAGAAGCUUGCGACUUGGAGGCACAAGCUAGCCUUGGAGGCAGGCUUGGUAAGGGGUUGACGUUCUCUGUGGCGAGAUCUCCGAAUGACUUCACAAACGUGUAUCUCCUAGCGCAAUCAGUCUUCAGCAAUAUUUUUGGUCACCCGACUUGGUUCGUCCAUGGAUACUCUCAUAUGAGGCCCACGAUGCCUACUGCGUCUGAUUUCAGCGACCUGGGUCGGCUGCGUAGGCGGAACGCAGAAACACCGCCAAGCUCACUUUCACCUAUAAGUCCCUCAGCGCAUUCCGUCCUCUCAGGAUUACCAGGACGCUUCAUUAAUUCGAUAGGGCGUGAUGCUGAAAUUAGGCCCUCUCGUCCGCGGAAUAUGAUCCCUUCUCCUCUUCGGAGCGCAUACGAACAAUACACAUCAAGGCGUUUGCCCCACGCUACUUUUGCGCCUAGACGGACGUUUGAAGCACGCGAGCGACCUGGAGCUCCCGACCGGGAUGAUGAGCCUUCUUCCUAUGAGAAGAUACCCCAAAUUCCCAAAAUGAGCUGGAAGUCAACUCGGAUGCUCCAAUUGGGAUUCCGCCGACUUCGAUCCGACGAUUUGGAGCCAAUCACAUUCGAAAAGCGGACGCUUGAUAUCAACAGCAAGCUCAACCAGAGGAACGUACUCGCAGAAGGACUCCAGCAACUCGCAUCUACGCCCACCAAUUCCACAGUAGAUGUCCGGGGCUUGCGUCGUGUUCGGGGAGUCUUCAAUCUUAGGGACGGUCGGAUCCCCGCCAUUUCAGGAGAAUCUACGCCCUCCAUCUGGAGCGGAUUUUCCAAUUCUGGAGAUAGCGUUGCUUCCAACUAUGGGUCCAGCGCUCGCUCCAGCCUCAGCUCCAACAACGAUGCGAACGAUCAGCGUCGACUGCACGAGCAUUUUGAUGAGAAUGGCCUUGACUUUUUCGUGGAUCGGUGGCAACCUCGCUCACCUUUACCGUCUCCAAGCGUACCCGAUGAAGAGCCUGAUCUCGAAGCUGGAAUAAAUGUGGAUCUAGAAGCACAAGCGAUUCGCGAGAAGAAGCCAUUUCAUAAGAAAGUCAUAGGAGCAAUGAAGAAGACCGCCAAGACACUUUUUAGAAAGACCUAAUGGCGGUUUGUACGCAUGCAACUUGAGACUAUUGUGUCAAACUGUCUAGGACAGGAGCUUAGAGUUUGGCGAUAGUUGACAUAUUAGGGCUUUGUUUCGCGGCUCGAACUAAAUCGUGAGUG
Molecule: messenger RNA, 1682 nt
Organism: Mytilinidion resinicola
Lineage: Eukaryota; Fungi; Ascomycota; Dothideomycetes; Mytilinidiales; Mytilinidiaceae
Exons: 1
Coding region: 1-1560 (519 amino acids)
Source: RefSeq, a predicted model, not a curated record